CGAGCAAAGCAGCGUGUAUGACCAGUCGAUAGCUGUCAUGGUUUACUGCGCCGUUGUAGGCUGCAAAAGCCGUACGUGCACCAAAGCCGAGAAAGAGAAGGCUAAGCAGAACAGUCAGAACCUCAGCAACUUUCGGUUUUUCAAGAUUCCAAAGGUGCGGGUUCAUGAAUGCGGCAAGACGAGGCAGCUGUCGCAACGCCGGCAGCGCGAGUGGAUCGCCCGCCUCAACAGGAACGGUGUCGCCGAUAAUACCCAGAAGUACAAAGUGUGUUGCCGACACUUUUUAUCAGGGCCACAGUCUCCAGUGGGUGCUGCUGGCUCUGCAAGGGCUUUUCGGCUCACGAGCUGCACUGGCAUCGGCACCUAAUCGUCGUUUUUUCAUCGACAACGCGAAAUCCAUUUUAGCGAUAUGCCUCACAUCCAAUUUCCUGAUGUGCGUCGGCAGGCACGAGUUGGCGCUGUCCGUGCACGAACGCUCCUGCCGCACGCGCAC
This is a messenger RNA of Rhipicephalus sanguineus (brown dog tick), 493 nucleotides long. RefSeq lists its product as uncharacterized. The transcript has 2 exons. NCBI's taxonomy places the organism in Eukaryota, Metazoa, Arthropoda, Arachnida, Ixodida, Ixodidae. The record is from RefSeq and is a predicted model, not a curated record. The coding region runs from base 38 to 367 and encodes 109 amino acids.